GGUAAAUAAUAAAUAUAAUUGAUCUAUAUAUUUGUUUUAAGUCAACUAUUUCGAAAUUCCGUAAUUUGGAAAGCAAGCUCAAAUAAACAUGCUACCUACGUAGUUCAGUUAGGUUAAAUUCUUGAAUAAUUAUACUCCGAUUAAAUCAAAAUGUAAAAUAUCUUAGGUUAAUAUGCACAUCUAUGAAAAAAUAAUUUUAUAUAAAAAUAUCAUUAAAAUAUAAAUUAAAAAUUAUUUAAUUAAUUACAAAAUAGACUACAAAUAUCCUAACUCCACAAUUUAUAAAGAAAGUUAUACCAUUUUUAUGAUAAGUAUGAUAUGUUCAUUUUUUUAGGUUUUCAUUCUUUUGUUUUGACAAAAAAACAUGUUCUCACUGGGGGAAUGAAAAAUGAAAACAAGUGCUCUAUCGCCCUUUUUCUCCCUCACAAACUCUUUUCUUAAUUUAAAAGAAUAAAAAGCACAUCUAAAAUUACAUCUAAAAUUAAAACUCAGAAAAAGUAUUUAAAAUAUUGAAUUUAGUUUACCGAAAAAAUGUUGAAUUUGGAAAACUAUCCAUCAUGCACAUGUAAAAAACACACGUACAUCACAUAUUACCAUCCAACGGUCACAGCUCAAACCCCUAUAUAAAGUGGUUGCUUCCUUCCCAUACACAAAACAGUCUUUCUUCAGCUGUAAACACAAACACAGAGAGAGAGCAAACCCAUUUCUUGAAAUUCGAUUUCAGACAAAGCAUGAAGAGAGUCAGAGGUUUCAAGAUUGGGCAUAGAUUCGUCAAGAUCUUUAGAUGGAUCCGAUCCAAAAGAACUCAAACAAUGAAACGUCAAUGCCCGACCCGAAUAACAAACCCGAUCGCCGGAAUCCGCUCACUAGCACGAUCUCUAAGCGGUAGAGCCAAGAGACUGUGUGGUGGCAAGAAGAAUUCGGGUCAGAGUCAGAUCCGACUGGGUAAGGAUCCGAGAACGUCUGCGUCGAUAAAGGUUGUUCCGAAGGGACAUUUAGUGGUUCACGUCGGCGAAUCAGACGGCGACACACGGCGGGUUGUAGUACCGGUGAUCUAUUUUAAUCACCCAUUGUUCGGAGAAUUGUUGGAGCAAGCGGAGCGGGUUCACGGGUUUGAUCAACCGGGUCAGAUCACGAUUCCGUGUCGUGUUUCUGAUUUUGAGAAAGUUCAGAUGAGGAUCGCUGCAUGGGAUCACUGUCGCAGGAAGAGUAAUUACAAGAUUCUGUAAUUUGACAUAUUCUUGUCUAAAUUAAAAAAGAAAAUAGAGGCCUUUUGUAAAUAUAUUGGUUUUUUUCCUUGUAUUAUAAACACGGUAUGCCGGUUCAUAAUCGAAAAGAAUUAUGUUUAGCACUAUAAUAGUAGAAAACAUAUUAAAUAAGUAAUACUAGAUGAUUUAUGUGGUUUUUAAUUCUACUGAAACAUUUGAA
Brassica napus (rape) is the source of this 1428-nucleotide messenger RNA. RefSeq names its product auxin-responsive protein SAUR36. The coding region runs from base 732 to 1229 and encodes 165 amino acids. Lineage: Eukaryota; Viridiplantae; Streptophyta; Magnoliopsida; Brassicales; Brassicaceae. The transcript has a single exon. Gene Ontology annotation, biological process: response to auxin. The record is from RefSeq and is a predicted model, not a curated record.